CUUAUCAUUCACUCGAAGACUUUCGCUAAGAAACCAGUGAAAUACGCUGUUACCAGUUUUUGUUCUCUCUUUCGUCAAUUUUAAUUAAACGAAAAAAAAAUGCGUGUCGGAAUAAUCGGUGCUGGAGCUGCAGGUUUAGCAACAGCCAGGCAUGUUUCAACAACUGGAUGUGAAAUCGAUGUAUUCGAAAUGGCACCUCAGUUGGGAGGAACCUGGGUCUACACUGAUGAGGUCGGAAAGGAUCGCUAUGGAUACCCGGUGUAUUCUGCUAUGUAUAAGGGAUUAAGAACUAACUUGCCCAAAGAAGUUAUGGGAUUUCCAGACUUUCCCAUACCAGAACAGGAUAGAUCAUAUCUAACCCAAGCAGAAAUUUUGCAAUUCCUUAAUAUGUAUGCCAAAAAAUUCGAUCUGGAACAGUACAUAAAGUUUAAUACUAUGGUACAAGAAAUUCGUCCAUAUGGUAAUGACAAAUGGCAAAUAACAAGCGUGUACAAACCCAGUGGCAAAGUGUCUGUAAAUAUUUACGAUUCUGUGAUAAUUUGCAAUGGGCACUAUAACGACCCCAUUAUUCCCAAGCUACCUGGACAGGAACUUUUUAAGGGCAAAAUAGACCACAGUCACAACUAUAGGGAUCCUGAAAAGUUUAAAGGUCAAAGAGUAUUAGUGAUAGGAGCAGGACCAUCAGGAUUAGACCUUACCCUACAUCUAUCUGGAGUAGCUGAACAUGUGGUAUUGAGUCACCAUGUAGCAGAACCUAUUAAAACUCAAUAUCCCUCUAAUGUUGAACUAAGACCCGAUGUAAAACGUAUUCUUGACUUCAAGAAGGUGGAAUUUACUGAUGGGUCUUGUUGUUGUUUCGACUCAAUACUUUUCUGCACCGGCUACAGAUACAGUUUUCCAUUCUUAGAUAAGUCAUGCGGAAUCACAAUGGACGAUAACCACAUUCAGCCUUUAUACAAACACAUGAUUCACAUUGAUAAGCCCAGCAUGUGCUUUAUUGGAAUACCAUUUAAUGUUUGCACUUUCCAAAUGUUUGAUUUACAGGCAAGGUAUUACUGCAGAUAUCUCAAAGGAGAGAUGUCACUUCCCUCCAAAGAAGCUAUGAACGAAGAUACACAAGCUGAUAUACAAGCUCGUCUAUCUAAGGGUUAUAAUAAACGACAGAUGCACAUGAUGGGUCCUGAUCAAGAAUCUUAUUAUAACCAACUAGCUGAGGAGGCAAAUACAUCUCCAAUUCCACCGGUUAUGGUUAAAUUGAGAGAUCUAAGUGUAAAGAGGUUGUAUGAUGACUUAUUAAAUUUUAGGGAUGAUCAAUAUAGGAUAGUCGAUGAACAGAAUUUUGUUAAAGUAACUGGUUAAAUAAUAAAUGUAACAUUGAUGCAUUUUCUUAAGUUAGAAA
Anthonomus grandis grandis is the source of this 1399-nucleotide messenger RNA. RefSeq names its product senecionine N-oxygenase (gene Fmo-1). NCBI's taxonomy places the organism in Eukaryota, Metazoa, Arthropoda, Insecta, Coleoptera, Curculionidae. The record is from RefSeq and is a predicted model, not a curated record. Gene Ontology annotation, molecular function: flavin adenine dinucleotide binding; N,N-dimethylaniline monooxygenase activity; NADP binding. The transcript has 7 exons. Bases 100 to 1359 code for a protein of 419 amino acids.